AUGGAGAAGCCAGAGGUCCCAGAUGUCCCCGAUCCCGAUCUCGAAGACCCGGAUGUCCCCGCCAAACAGUCCAGUGUCGCCCAACGAUGGAAGCAGAACCUGUCGCCCUCACACGCAGACUUGGUCUGUCUGCUUCUCACUUUCCUCACCGGUCUAUGCGACAGUAGCGCCUAUAAUGCGUGGUCCUGCUUCCUGGGAAUGCAAACAGGAAACACCAUCUUCCUCGGUCUCGGUGCCUCAGGUCAACCCAACAACAAGCCAUGGGGCUGGCUCAAGUCCCUCGUCUCGAUCGCGUCAUUCUUCUUCGGCUCAAUGAUCUUCUCGAUAGCAAUGCGCACCGUCGGCUCCCUCCGUCGCGGAACCCUCUUCGUCUCAUUCUUCUCGAUCUUAUCCCCCCACACCUCCUCCGACGCCACCCUAACCGGCGGCGCGCUUUUCCUCGAGUUGAUCCCAAUCGGUCUGCUGGCUUUCCAGUCCGCCGGUGGAAUGACCUGCAGUCGUGCACUGGGCUACAAUGAAAUCCCGACCGUGGUUUUGACAAGUGUUUACUUUGAUAUUGCAUCGGAUCCGAAGAUCACCGAUAAGCCGAAUACGAACGUUAAGCGCAACCGUCGUAUCGGUGGUGUUGUGUGUCUGCUGGUCGGUGCUAUCGUCGGUGGGUGGCUGAGUCGUAGCAGUGGUGGUAUGCAGUCUGCCCUGUGGAUGGCUGCUGGUUUGAAGUUUGUUGCUGCCAUUGCGUGGUUGUUCUGGAAGGCUGCGCCGGCGAAAUAG
Molecule: messenger RNA, 771 nt
Organism: Penicillium verrucosum
Lineage: Eukaryota; Fungi; Ascomycota; Eurotiomycetes; Eurotiales; Aspergillaceae
Product: YoaK family protein
Exons: 3
Coding region: 1-771 (256 amino acids)
Source: RefSeq, a predicted model, not a curated record